CACGACCCAACCCAAGUACACAGUUCGUCCCAGUAUCGUGCGACAUCAUGUCCUCCGAGGCACGCCUUUACACCUUCUCUGACGAGACCAAGACCAAGUUGCGAAAAUUCCGCCUCGGCACAAGUCGAGCCAAAGACGCACAAGCUGUCAUCUACGAGAUCGAUAAGAAGACGCUCGAAGUCCGACCGGUAGACGACCAAGUCUACUCGGAUGUCCAGAGUCUCGCCGACGAGCUCCCCGACCAUGCCCCGCGGUUUGUGCUUCUAAGCUACCCGUUGACGCUCGACUCGGGACGACUAUCGGUGCCCUACGUCAUGCUAUACUAUCUGCCCAUCACUUGCAACAGCGAGGUCAAGAUGCUGUAUGCGGGCGCAAAGGAGCUCAUGCGGAACACAAGUGAAGUUGGCCGCAUCAUUGAGAUUGAUAGCGCCGAAGACCUGGAAGAUAUCGAGGACAAGCUCAAGGAAAGCGCAUAGAGUAUAGGUCGGAGGCAGACCGGAUGCGCCUAGCACACGCGCUCCCAUGUCCGAAAAUGGCCGGUCGACUACUAUCAUUACGUAUCGGCACCCCAUGAUUCAAUCAAGCACUCACUUCGCCAACAUGCCGAAGAUCCCGAUGUGUCGUCGAAUGUUAUACCUACAACUGCAAGUCAUCUUGCAGGUUCCAGACCCAUCACUACAGGGAUUUUGUUUUGCACGCCAUCUGACGGCUGUCGGCAGCACCAGCUCUUGGCGUUCAGAGCUAGCCGCCAGCACCUACCUGGCCAAGGCCGCUUAAGUGCUAACGGUCGUUAGGUGUAAGAAGUGUGUCCAGCUCCUCUAGUAUCUUCAAUACAC
Messenger RNA from Exserohilum turcica Et28A, 836 nucleotides. RefSeq lists its product as uncharacterized. The record is from RefSeq and is a predicted model, not a curated record. Gene Ontology annotation, molecular function: Arp2/3 complex binding; actin binding. Lineage: Eukaryota; Fungi; Ascomycota; Dothideomycetes; Pleosporales; Pleosporaceae. The transcript is spliced from 4 exons. Gene Ontology annotation, biological process: negative regulation of Arp2/3 complex-mediated actin nucleation; actin filament debranching. Bases 48 to 476 code for a protein of 142 amino acids. Gene Ontology annotation, cellular component: actin cortical patch.